This is a messenger RNA of Phytophthora megakarya, 990 nucleotides long. NCBI's taxonomy places the organism in Eukaryota, Oomycota, Peronosporomycetes, Peronosporales, Peronosporaceae. The record is from the annotation of a GenBank genome assembly.
CCGGCGCCGGCAGUAGUGAACACUACCCCGGAGACCUCUGCAGACGACGAACCUUGGCUACUGCGCUUCGAUGGCGCAUGCCGUCACAACCCAGGCCCAGGUGGAGCGGGAGCAGCACUGUUCGCACCGAAUGGCAAGAUCGUCUGGACGGUAGCGCACUACAUGACUGGAAGGGAAACAAAUAACACUGCGGAAUACACUGCGAUGCUACUAGGUGCCCAGAGCGCGGUCCACCACGGAGCGAGACGCCUGCGUAUCGAGGGCGACAGCCACCUGAUACUGUCACAAGUUCGAGGUUCCUUCGCCUGCAGCAACAAGCGUCUCCGUGCGCUCCGGAAUCGCGUACAGCGCGUCCUCCGAGAGCUCGACUGGCAUCGGCUGAUGCACAUCGACCGGAAGGCGAAUCAGUACGCUGACCGCCUCGCCAACCGAGCUCUCGACCUCAAGCACACGGUAACGGAAUGCGGACCACACGACGGCUCGCUUGAGCAGUGCUUCCGCCCGUCGACGCUACCAUCACCAGACCUGACUGGCCUGCCACCGAGCGACGCAACGGUUCCCCCUGUGCAUCCUGCUGCCAUGCCGGAUGGAUACGCAGAGACCGAGAUGGAGGAUGAAGCCGAGGUGGCAGCGCGAGACGGCGGGGAGGUUUUUCCUACGAUACCUAUUGGUCCACACUCUGCCCCUGCCAAGCAACCUCGCCUUCGCCUCCGCCACCUUACGGAGGAUGAAUUCGACCCAGCCGCCUCGGCUGUGACCCGCAUCUCCACGGAGUUAGCGUCGAAGAUCGCGGACGUGGACGACUGGGCUACCGGCGAGGGCUACAUAGCAGCAAUACCGACCAAGCUACGAGAGGCGCUCCUACCGGACAGCUCGAACACAGGCUCGACGAAGCUCUCGACUCCAUGGAAUCAGCACAACGCGAGACACCGGGAGACCAGGACAGGGUCCGCAAGGCUCGCCGCCGAGUCGGGCGCAUCCGAUCGGUGA